This is a messenger RNA of Sphaeramia orbicularis (orbiculate cardinalfish), 336 nucleotides long. RefSeq names its product synaptonemal complex central element protein 3 (gene syce3). The record is from RefSeq and is a predicted model, not a curated record. NCBI's taxonomy places the organism in Eukaryota, Metazoa, Chordata, Actinopteri, Kurtiformes, Apogonidae. The coding region runs from base 34 to 333 and encodes 99 amino acids. The transcript has 2 exons. Gene Ontology annotation, biological process: reciprocal meiotic recombination; synaptonemal complex assembly; spermatogenesis.
UGACGCAUAACGUAGUGUGACCACAGAUGAUAAAUGCAAUAUCACCGGUUUGCAAUUCAGAUGGCCAAUUCUUCUGCGCCACCCGAGCUUGAAAAGCAGAACGGCACCCAGGACAUGUUGGAGUUAACCAACGAUUUAGAAAGGAUGAUUGAAGACGUUGAAAACCUAUCAGUGCAGCUGACCUGGAUGACUUACGACGUGGUCAGGCUGCGGAUCAGUCCUGAACUGGUGGAGUCAAUGCAGAAACUAAAGGAUGCUUGUGACAGGUGCAAAGUGGCGGUGUACAGAGAUCAAGACCAGGAGCAAGAUAAAUGUACUGAGCCUCAUACGUAGUUA